This is a messenger RNA of Eimeria necatrix, 297 nucleotides long. Its product is annotated as 60S ribosomal protein L37, putative. The record is from RefSeq and is a predicted model, not a curated record. NCBI's taxonomy places the organism in Eukaryota, Apicomplexa, Conoidasida, Eucoccidiorida, Eimeriidae. Gene Ontology annotation, molecular function: structural constituent of ribosome; RNA binding. Gene Ontology annotation, cellular component: cytosolic large ribosomal subunit; ribosome. Bases 1 to 297 code for a protein of 98 amino acids. Gene Ontology annotation, biological process: translation. The transcript has 3 exons.
AUGGGGAAGGCAGGCAAGGGCACUGGCUCCUUCGGGCGCCGCCACGGAAAGACCCACUUUCUGUGCCUGCGUUGUGGGCGGCGCUCUUACCACGUGCAGAAGAAGACCUGCGCCUCUUGCGGAUAUCCCUCGGCAAAGAAGAGGACCUACAACUGGUCCGAGAAGGCGAAGCGCAGGCACACCACGGGCACGGGCAGAAUGCGCUACCUGAAGACUCUGCCCCGCCGCGCGAAGAACCAGUUCAGAGAGGGGACUGUGGCAGUGAGCCAGAGGAAGAAAACAAAAACCCAAAAGUAA